Messenger RNA from Sapajus apella (tufted capuchin), 1288 nucleotides. RefSeq names its product transmembrane protein 176A (gene TMEM176A). NCBI's taxonomy places the organism in Eukaryota, Metazoa, Chordata, Mammalia, Primates, Cebidae. The coding region runs from base 197 to 1273 and encodes 358 amino acids. The transcript has 8 exons. Gene Ontology annotation, cellular component: membrane. The record is from RefSeq and is a predicted model, not a curated record.
GACCCACGCGCAGCGAGAGAACCCCAGACGGACCCCAGGGCCGGCCGCCUGCCGGGAACCCGAGGGGCUGAAGUUCAGCCCCACCCCCGCCUCCGCCUACCCCUCCGACUCCGGACACACUUUCCCUCCCACCGCCGCCCCAGCCCUCCUGCCGCCCGCACGAAGGUCCCGAGGAGCGCAGAGGGUAUUCCUGACCAUGGGGACAGCCGACAGUGGUGAGAUGGCCCCCGAGACCCCACAGCCCACCCACAUUGAUGUGCACAUCCACCAGGAAUCUGCCCUGGCCAAGCUCCUGCUGACCUGCUGCUCUGCGCUGCGGCCCCCAGCCACCCAGGCCAGGGGCAGCAGCCGGCUGCUGGUGGCCUCAUGGGUGAUGCAGAUCGUGCUGGGGAUCUUGAGUGGGGUCCUCGGAGGAUUUCUGUACAUGCGCAGGUUCACCCUCCUGGUCAGCUCGGGAGCUGCCAUCUGGACAGGGGCUGUGGCUGUGCUGGCUGGAGUUACUGCCUUCAUUUACGAGACACGGGGUGGUACCUACUGGUCUCUGCUGAGAAGUCUGCUAGAGCUGGCAGCUUUCUCCACAGCCAUUGCUGCCCUCGAGCUUUGGAACGAAGAUUUGCGAUAUGGCUACUAUUAUGGCGACAGUUUGUGCCGCAUCUCUACCUUCAGUAACUGGUACAACACCCCAGCCCCCACUGACAGUCCAGAAGAAGUCAGAAGGCUCCAACUGUGUACCUCCCUCCUGGACAUGCUGAAGGCCUUGUUCAUUACCCUUCAGGCCAUGCUCUUGGCUGUCUGGAUUCUGCUGCUUCUGGCAUCUCUGGCCCCUCUGGGGCUGUACUGCUGGAGAAUAUUCUCAGCCAUAAAGUGGUGGCCCAGUCCAGAAAGCCCCUGUCCCCAACCAAGUGGCCUCCAAGCCAAAGAGCCCAGUAAUCCAGGGAAGUCCAUAUCCGUGCUAUGCCUUUGCAUCAGAAAAGAGACAAGAAGGAGAUGUUGGAAUGAGUGGAAUCUAGCCAUGCGUCUCCUGAUAAUAGCACCUGGUGCGCCUGCACUGGGCAUCCCUGCAUCUGACUGCUGGAAGAAGAACCCGACUGGGGAAAAGAGACUCUCCAACAGCCCCAGUUAUCCUGCCCCUAGGACCACGGCCACAGCCCUGCUCCAGCAGCGCUUGCCCAUUCCUUGCACCCCUUCCCCCAUCCUGCUCCGCUUUAUGCCCCCUCCUAAGCAGUCAUGUGAUAAUAAACUCUCACGUUAUCAUGCCCAGGUUCUUGCUUAGUUAUUCCCAGGAAUU